Molecule: messenger RNA, 4176 nt
Organism: Thermothelomyces thermophilus ATCC 42464
Lineage: Eukaryota; Fungi; Ascomycota; Sordariomycetes; Sordariales; Chaetomiaceae
Exons: 2
Coding region: 452-3931 (1159 amino acids)
Biological process (GO): regulation of transcription by RNA polymerase II
Cellular component (GO): SWI/SNF complex; nucleus
Molecular function (GO): transcription cis-regulatory region binding
Source: RefSeq, a predicted model, not a curated record
ACAAAGGGAACGGGACACGAGCUCGGCAGAGUUUGUCCCGCAACUUGCAGUUGGCGUUUAGGGACGCCUUCGUGAAAGAGGCACAUUGUGACGGAUUUUUUGGAAGGGACAUGGCUCGCCAGGUCUGCGAUUUCAUGCCUGGCUUCUUGCUUGCCUCAGCAAAAGCCAUGGGCAUUCCUGGGAGAAGAGGAUGCUCGGCCGUGACUGAGCACGGUCCUGAUUCGCCAAAUGUUUGUUUAUGGACCCGCUGCGCUAUUCCAUUUUGGGAACGCAUAGUCUGGUCCGGCUGAAAGGACCACAUCACUUGGGGCUCGUCGCAGUUGUGCAACGCCCAGUGGAAUCCGACAAGCAACACGCGCCCGCCCCGACCCGACCGACGGAAUCGGCACUGAGAAGAAAUUCACCUCAUGGGCGCGACCAGUCCCGCUGGAACCCUCUCCCUCCGAUCGACAUGAGCUCCUGGAUCAACGAGGCCGCUGUCCCGAACCACAAUGGCAACGGCUUCCCUCAGAUCAACGACCCCUCCGCUGUCGCCGGUUCCAUGAUGGAUCCCUCCGCCUUCAUGGGCAAUCCCGCCCAGUUCAAUCCGCAGUUCGCGAACCCGCAGCAGAUGGUCAUGCCGAACGGCCCUAUGCGCAAUGCAUCGCCUUCGUUCCCAAACCCUAUGUAUCAAACCAACUCGGUCGUCCCGUCGAAGCGCCCAAGGCCGAGCAAUGAUAACAUGGGCCAGUCUCCGCGCCCGGCGCCCGGGAUGCUUCCAACGUCGCGUGCCGAAACACCGCAACAAUCCGCGUUUCCGGGUUUUCAGCAGCCCGGCAUGGCGCAACAGUCGUCGGGCCAGCCGUCGCCAUAUCCCCAUCUCCAGCCGAAUGGCUCCACAAACGCGACACCGUCGCCCAUCAUGGCGAACCAGAUGCGCCCCGGGAGUGUUCCCCAGAGAGUCGCCUCGUCCUCGCCGCACCCGUUCUCACCCGCCGCGCAACAGUUUCCGCAACCGUCUCCCUUGUCUACCGAACAUGGUGGCGCCACGCCCCAGUCCUUUAUGCAGCAAAAUGCUUUCCAGCAAAACUUCAACCCUCAGUUCAGUGCCGCACAAUCCCCGGCGAGGCCGUCUCCUUCUCCCAACCCGAUCACCGGCCAGAUGAUGCCUCAACAAAUGGGGCAGAUGCAAAUGGGGCAAGUACCCCAGCAGAUGCAGCAGAUGCAACAAAUGGGGCAAUUGGGCCAGAUGCCGGGCCAGGUGUCUGGCCAGAUGAUGCCGAGUCAAAUGGCAGGGCAGCUGCCCGGACAGAUGCAGGGACAGAUGCAGGGACAGAUGGGCCACCAGGUCCCGAACAUGAUGUUCCCUCAACAAAUGGGACAACCCCGGAAUGCCCUCGAGCAGCAGAAACUUCUCUACCAGAUGCAGCUGCAGCAGCAAGCUCAGCAGACGAGCAUGCAAAUGCAGCAGAUGAACGCCCAAAAUAUGAUGCAGGCGCCCCAUCCCAACCCAGCCCAAGCCCAGGCCCAGGCUCAAGUGCAGACGCAAGCGCAGACGCAAGCGCAGGUGCAGGCACAGGCACAGGCACAGGCACAGGCACAAGCACAGGCACAGGCGCAGGCGCAGGCCCGGAACAUGAUGGCAGCCAGGCAAGGCGCCGUUGCCAAUGGGCAGAUACCACCGGGCGCAAUGAGGCCCCAGCAGGGAGUGCCGCAGCAGCCCAUGAUGCGGUUGCCUCCGCCGGAGCAGUUCAUGAAGCAUCUGGCGGCAUUCAUGAACUCGAAGGGCCUUCCGCUCGACAUGCACCCCGUCGUCGAUGGCCGCACAGUUCCGCUGUACAACCUGUUCCAGAUCGUAUACAACAAGGGCGGAGGAUAUCGCAACACGACACAGUCCAACAGUUGGCUGCAGGUUGCCCAAAUCAUGGGCUUUGCGCCCCACCAGAUUCCUUCGGCCGCGCAACAGCUCAAGAGCAUAUACGAGCGAAAUCUGUUCAAAUAUGAGGAGUUGUGGACAACACAGCAAAAGAUGCGGUUACAGCAACAACAGGGAAGCAUGGCGAACGCCCAGGGAAUGCAACAGGGGACACCCACCAAGCCGAUGCCCUCCGGCCAGAUGCCCCCCCAAAUGAUGCAAGCCGGGCAGCAGGCUCAACUACAAAGCCAGGUGCAAUCUCCUGCCAAGCCACCAGGACCGCAGCAUCCAAACGCGAAUGGUUUCCCCGCUCCCCAACAACCCCCUCAUGGCCAGCAGCCGCCGGCGGCUGGCCCUAACCAAGGCCACUCUCGCAAUAGCCUGCCGAGGAGCGUCCAGGCGACACCUACGACCGACGAGUUCCCCCUCCCUUCCCCCGCCCAGAGCAAGGCAGGAACGGUAUCGGUCCCUGGCUCUGCCCACCCCGAAAAUCAGGGACCCGCGGACGACACUGGAAGUUCGAUGAAAUUUCCCGCCCCUUUCUCGACGAAUCCGGACGAGUAUGUGCCUUGUUCGCGUGAGAUCACAACACACGGCGGGCUUGAUGUGAAGGCGAUGAAGAAAAUCGGCGACGAGCUGCAAAGGGCCAAGAUCGAUGUUCCACUGCCCAUCGAUUACGGAAAUGUUGAUAUCCAUGCGCUCACAAAGAGCAUACAGAGCGGCAUCCAUGGCGAGGUUCGGCUGGCUCUUGACACGCUAGCGUCGUUGACGUGCAGCGAUUACUACUUCGUCAGUCCGACGCAGCCCAUCCCUAUUCCGCAGAUCGACCUCAGACUCUGCGACGAAUUAGUCGAAGCUCUGGUCGAAUGCGCCGAGGAUCAGCUCGACCUGUUGGUGGAGAACUCCGAGGAGGCGUCAAACGAAAUCACAAUCUCGCCUUACGAGGAGGUGGUGCGCGCAUGCCGUACGGAGGGCCUCGCGUUACGUAGCGUAGCCGUCUUUGGAUCUUUAGCAUACGACCUCGACCGCGCCGCGGAUCGGCUCAUCUGCAUCACCACCAUAUUGCGCAACCUCUCGUGGCGGGAAGAAAACCACGCGCCACUGGCGGACGAGACGGUCAUCAGGUUCCUCUGCGUCCUGAUCCGGUACCUGGGUACGCGGGAGAUGCUGCUUCGCACCCACGCCAAUACACUUGACUUGAUGAAGGAUUUGGUGACCCUGCUCUCGAACACGGCGAGCGCCGUAGAGAUACCAGGGCGAGAGCAAGCCUAUUGCUUGUUGCAAUUCUUGCUUGCCUUUGCGCCAACUCCGGGUCCGACACUGCACGAGGACAGGCUCUUCUUCCCCCCUUACGAGCCGAGUCUGCACCCGUACCUCCCACAUGCCGUCGACUCCCUCGCCAAGCUUCUAGCUCGGGACGAGCCGAACAGGACACACUAUCGCAACAUCUUCGCUGCUGAAGCCACGGUCGUCACGUCACCGCCGUGUGAGCUCCUUACACGCACUUUCGGGCUCGCAAUCAGUCCGAUCCCCGAUCAUCUCCGUGAACACCGCCCCGUAAACUUGCCGCCGUUAGUCGAAGCGCGGAAGCCGCUGUUGAUGCAAGGCCUACUCUCGGCGGAUAUACUGGCUGGUCUGGCGCCCGGAUUCGAAAGCGGCGUCACUCGUUCCUGGCUCGCGUCCGGCAAUGGAUUUGCGCAGAACCUCUUCCUCCUUGCCCGGCAGCUGAGUGCCCAAUUCGAGGGUUCGUCGGUCAGACCCGGGAGCGGUCAAUCUAGGGCCCAGCCCAAGAAAGAUUUGGAUCUCGUCUAUAUCAUCGGACUGGCCGUCAGCAUGCUCAGACGACUCACAGAGAAGGCGCUGGAUCCCAAUGACCCGACUGGGGAAAGCAGCAUCCCGCCGGAGGUGCUUCCUACUAAGGAAAGCGUGCUUGGGCUCCUGCAACUGCAAUCCCAGGAGUGGGCCAAGGAAGGGAUACUGGCCGACCUGCUCGACUACGCGAGCAUGGUGGACAAGAGCCUUGGACGGCGAGGGUGAGCGGGCCAGUAGAAGGGUUGGGUUCGGAGGGGCUUGGUGUUGGGCGUUUGAUUAGCAAGCGGGCAUGUAUUUGCGUAGACUGUGCUCGGGGUAGUGCGUGGAUAUCCUUCAACGAGUUGGUGCAGGUUCUGGGUUGGCAGCACUAUCUUCUCGUCCGAGCAGUCUCUGGUGUACAAGUGCUGUUGCUCUUUCUUUUUGGAAAUGAUGCGUUGGAUGAUAUAGAAUGCGAGCGCAGUGACACGGCA